CCCCGCGCGGGCCCGAGUGGUGUGUGGCUCUUUGGUCUCCGUCGUCCCCGCUGCAGCCCCAACUCCCGGUGCGGGACGCUCGUGCCCGGAGCUCGGAAUGUUCCCGGAACUCAAUAACCUUCUCAACAUCACCCCUGACAGGGCGGAGCAGGGGAAACUGACUCUACUCUGUGACGCCAAGACAGACGGCAGCUUCCUUGUGCACCACUUUCUCUCCUUCUACCUCAAAGCUAAUUGUAAAGUCUGCUUUGUGGCACUCAUCCAGUCCUUCAGUCACUACAAUAUCGUGGGACAGAAGUUGGGUGUCAGCCUGACUGCAGCCCGGGAAUGCGGGCAACUUGUGUUCCUCGAGGGUCUUAAGUCUUCAGUGGAUGUCUUCUUCCGGGCUCAGGCGGAGCCACACCCCCUGCAGUUCCUCAGGGAGGCCGAUGCUGGGAACCUGCAGCCCCUGUAUGAGUUUGUCCGAGAGGCUCUGAAGCCCGUGGAUGAUGGACAGGCCGCAUGGAGGUGCCCAGUGCUGCUAGUGGAUGACCUCAGUGUGCUGCUUAGCCUGGGCCUGGGGGCAGUGGCUGUGUUGGACUUCAUCCACUACUGCAGAGUUGCCGUGUGCUGGGAACGAAAGGGAAACAUCGUGGCCCUGGCACACGACAGUGGAGACGGCGAGGACAAGGAGAAUGACAUCCUCUUGAAUGGCCUUAGUCACCAGAGCCACCUGAUCCUGCGGGCCGAGGGCCUGGCUACGGGCUUCUGCAGGGACGUGCAUGGACAGCUGAGGAUCCUCUGGCGGACACCAUCACAGCCCACAGCCCAGCGGGACGGGAGCCUCACUUACCAGUACAAGAUACAGGACAAAAGUGUGUCCUUUUUUGCCAAAGGAAUGUCUCCUGCUGUUCUGUGACCUGAUUGAGGAGCACACAGAGCGA
Odobenus rosmarus divergens (Pacific walrus) is the source of this 923-nucleotide messenger RNA. It is a transcript of the gene ELP6, whose product is annotated as elongator acetyltransferase complex subunit 6. Gene Ontology annotation, cellular component: elongator holoenzyme complex. The record is from RefSeq and is a predicted model, not a curated record. The coding region runs from base 98 to 898 and encodes 266 amino acids. Lineage: Eukaryota; Metazoa; Chordata; Mammalia; Carnivora; Odobenidae. The transcript has 7 exons. Gene Ontology annotation, biological process: tRNA wobble uridine modification.